This is a messenger RNA of Exaiptasia diaphana, 1460 nucleotides long. RefSeq lists its product as uncharacterized. The transcript is spliced from 2 exons. The record is from RefSeq and is a predicted model, not a curated record. NCBI's taxonomy places the organism in Eukaryota, Metazoa, Cnidaria, Anthozoa, Actiniaria, Aiptasiidae. Bases 20 to 583 code for a protein of 187 amino acids.
AUGUUGUUAUGCAUCCAAGAUGGCGGCGAGUCGAUCAAACAGAAUAGUGAAAAGGCCAGGAAAACUACAAGAUUAUGACUUAGAAACGAUCGAACUGACAGAUCGACGACAAAGAAAUCAGAGACCGAGAAACGAGCUUUGGGAAAUCGAGGAUAUCUUAGAGGAGAGGGACGGCCAAGCACUCGUAAAAUGGAAAGGGUACGAAGAGAAGGACAACACGUGGGUCUGCCUCGCAGACAACCCCGAAUUGUCCUGCUAUUUAGCAGACAAUGCUGGCAAUCCCAGCAGCAGUUCGAUUGCGAGCGAAAGGUUGCCGGUCAUCAAUGAUGAGGACCGGGAACUGUGGAUCGUCAAAUUAGCUAUGUUUGACGAGCUACAGUUCAGACGUACUCCCGAGGGUGACACUGGUCACUCUKGGAGAGUACAAGUUAAAGUUCCUUUUUCAAAAGAAGCGUUCACGGAUGCUUUUGAAAAAGGUACUUUUCUUUUCGCCGAAGAGCGCAAACUUGACUUUUCUGGUAACAGAAAUGUCAAGUUUGCGUGCACUGCUGCUGAGAUUGCCUCAGUGUUUGGGGCUGCUUAGAUAGCGCGGCAAUUCGAGGAUACUUCAACCGUCUGCGAGGUAGACCCUUCUUCGAAGGUGUAUGUAUCGUGGGGAUACGAGUUGCGGAACUUUUAUAACCACAGGUUGUGCCCCCGCUGUACARACACUGGAGAUGAAGAUGAAAGACCCAGUGUAUGUCAACCAACCAGGCAGUACCUCCCGCCAAUAGCCGAACUGACAAUCAGCUUCUCCAAGAGGAGAAGAAAUAUGAUAAUAAAUCAAGGACAGUAAUUACUACUUGGCAUUCACUGCAAGCACAACUACAGCUGUAGGUUGGCUCAAUUGUUUGAGUGCUGGUCAGCGAUACAACCAUCUGAGUCAGUGACUSCCUCGCAUCUCCUACAUGUCAUGUCAUGCCUGCAUGUCUACAAAACUGAUGUGGAUAUUGGGAAGACCUGGAACUUUCAAACUUCACUCAGUUACAAUAGGAGUUACAAAAGAAUACUUACUUCAUCAAAAGUAGCUGUCCUAAAUGCUUUGACCCAUUUGAGAGCAUUCAAUUUAAAGCUGUCAGGCUCUAAAUAUUAUUUAGAUUAUUGAUUGAUUACUAGGGUCUGCUUUCAGAGCAUCAGACAGGACUUCAAAAUCUCUCCAUACAGACUGUUGUUGACAUCGAGAGACUUGACUUCAAAGGUCUGAAUGGACGACACCUUACAGAAAUAUAUAAUUAUAAAUAAAAGUGCAUCACAUACAUUUGUACAUUGCACUGGUGAAGUGCACUCAUUACUGGUAUUUCCUUGGAACACUUUGAACAAAAUUGUACAAACUAUAAGCACUAGUAUGAAAAUUUUUACUCUAUACCUGGAAAGGAAUUUUGUUUUCAUGUAGGUAUUCUUUCAGAAUAACCCUAAGUGCA